Messenger RNA from Lactuca saligna, 2758 nucleotides. The record is from the annotation of a GenBank genome assembly. NCBI's taxonomy places the organism in Eukaryota, Viridiplantae, Streptophyta, Magnoliopsida, Asterales, Asteraceae.
AUGUUCAUCUUCUCCGUUUCAUCUGCUUCCGAUCCUUUCUCAGAAGCACUAUUGAGCUUGAAAUCAGAGUUCACUGUUCCACCAGAUGUUUUAAACGAUUGGGUUAUCCCUCAAGAACAAAACCCAUCUCCAAAUAUUCAUGCUUGUUCUUGGACGGGUGUACAAUGCGAUCAAAACUCGACAAAAGUCAUCGGCUUAGACCUUUCUUUGAAAAAUCUCAGUGGGGUUUUAUCUGGGGUUCAGUUCAAUCAGUUUGUUGACCUAAUUGAUCUAAACAUAAGUCACAACUCGUUCUCCGGCGAACUCCCUAUCGGGAUCUUCAAUCUCACCAGCUUGAAAACCCUUGACAUUAGCAGAAACAAUUUCUCCGGCGAUUUCCCAAUUGGAAUAUCCAAUCUCCAGAACUUGGAAGUUCUUGAUGCUUUCAGCAACAGCUUCUCGGGAUCACUUCCGUCAGAUGUCUGUGAAAUUGCCUCUGUGAAAGUUCUUAACUUUGCUGGAAGUUAUUUCAGUGGACCCAUUCCAGGAGCAUACGGAUCAUGCAAAAGUCUCGAUUUUCUUCACCUCGCAGGCAAUUCUCUAACUGGGUAUCUACCAAUCGAGUUUGGACACCUUCAAACUGUCACUCACAUGGAGAUCGGAUACAAUUCUUAUCAAGGAAACAUCCCAUGGCAAUUUGGUAAUAUGAGUGAGCUCCAGUAUCUCGAUAUAGCCGGAGCUAAUCUUUCAGGUCCAAUCCCAAAGGAUUUAGGUAAAUUAACCAAACUUAACACACUUUUCCUCUUCAAAAACCAUCUCUCUGGUUUAAUCCCAGUGGAAAUCGGCAACAUUUUGACUCUUUCAAGCCUAGAUCUUUCCGACAACAUGCUUUCCGGCCCUAUUCCAGAUAGUUUUUCAGAUUUGAAAAGCCUAAAAUUGCUUAGCCUUAUGUAUAACGACAUGAAUGGUUCGAUUCCCGAGGGCAUCGCGAAGCUUCCAGAGCUCGAAUCGCUUCUUAUUUGGGAUAAUCUCUUUAGUGGCACACUUCCACAAGAAUUGGGCAAACACUCUAAACUCAUAUCUGUCGAUGUUUCAUCAAAUGGUUUUGUGGGUGUGAUUCCUCCCGAUAUAUGUUCACAAGGUGCGUUAGCGAAAUUAAUGCUCUUUUCGAAUUAUUUCACGGGUUCCCUUUCGUCAAUUUCCAAUUGUUCUUCUCUUAUUCGUAUUCGCCUCGAAGACAAUUCGUUUUCCGGUGAUAUAUCUUUGGAUUUCAAGCUUCUUAGUAAUGUCUCUUAUAUCGAUUUAUCUGGGAAUAGGUUUACCAAUGGGAUUCCUUCUGAUAUAUUUCUUGCUUCAAAUCUCGAGUUUUUUAGCGUCUCUAAUAAUCCCGAACUUGGUGGGACCCUCCCGGAAAAAACAUGGUCGUCGCCGGCGCUCCAGAACUUUUCAGCUUCGUCUUGCAAUAUCUCCGGCGAAAUCCCCGGAUUCCAGUUCUGUCCAAUUCCAUUUACAUCAAUGGAAAUUACUUCAUUUCUUGGAAACCCAAACCUUUGUGGUGCACCCCUCGUAACCCCAUGCCACAACGGGAAUGGAAUACACACCGGAAUGGAAUUAAGAAGCCGGAAUCACAAAAUAGCUUGGGUACUUAUACUAAGUGCAAUAGUAGUUGUACUCUUGGCUUCCCUUUUCGGGAUCAUUUACUACCGAAAACAAAACGUAAACCGGAACUGGAAUCUCGAUUCCUUCGGUGGAUUACCAAAUCUCACGGCUUCCGAUGUUUUAAAAAGUUUUGAUUCCAUUGAAGCGAUGGAAUCCCCACAUUCAUCUAAUUCCGUUUGCAAAGCGGUUUUGCUAACCGGGAUGACUGUAAUAGUGAGGAAAAUCGAAUGGGGGGCGAAAAGUUCGAAUCUUUUGAUGGAUUUUGUGAACCGAAUCGGGAAUGCAAGACAUAAGAAUGUGAUCCGGUUGUUGGGUUUUUGUUAUGAUAAGAAUCUUGGGUAUUUGUUGUAUGAGUAUUUGCCUAAUGGGAAUCUUGAUGAAAAGAUUGGAAUCAAGAGAGAUUGGGGUUCGAAACAUCGGCUUGUGGUUAAUAUUGCAAAAGGCUUAUGUUUUCUUCACCAUGAUUGUCGUCCGGCUAUUUCUCAUGGAAAUUUGAAGGCAAGUAAUGUUGUUUUUGAUGAAAAUAUGGAGCCGCGUUUGGCCGAAUUCGCAUUCAAAACAAUAUCUGCAAUGGAAUCAGGCGAAUACAACGGUGUCACGGAUCACGAGUUGAAAGACGAUAUAUUUAACUUUGGAGAACUCGUUCUUGAAAUUUUAACAAAUGGAAAACGAAAAAAAUGGGGAAUGAGUGUACAACGGACACCGAAAGAUGUUAUUUUGAAGGAAAUAUAUAAUGAAAAUGAAGUUGGUGCUUCUUCUUCUUCAAAGUCUACUCAAGAGGAAAUAAAGGUUGUUCUUGAAGUUGUUCUUGGAUGCACUACAAGCAAGGUUUCUGAUAGGCCUUCAAUGGAAGAAGUUCUAAAGAUUCUUUCACGAUUGAAAUAAUAAUAAAUCCCAUGAGGAAUUAAAGAUGGAUUGUGUAUUUAAUUAGUGUUUUGCAAGUAGGGUUUUAGUUUAUAAAAAUGUUGAUAUGUGGUUUCUAAAAUGGUUUUGUUUUUUGCUUGUUUUAGAAUGUUAUAUGUUGCGAAUUUAUGGUGUAGAUAAAUUGUUUAUGGUCUCAUUGAUUAAAAAACAUGAAAUAGUAGUUUUUACAGCUUUUCGUGUAUGUUUUGCUUUUUGG